UUGAGCUGUGCAGCAAGGGUUUUAUCAGGUCUUUCUUUUGUUAUCUCUUACGUUGAAGAAUUCCCAGUUUCCCAUGGAUUCCAUGAGCAGAUCGACGCCGGUUCCGCCUUGCUAUGACGACGAUGGAACGCAGGAGGAAAGUAGUUGGACUAUGUAUUUUAAUGAUUUCUCGAAUGGCAACGAAUACGAUGAUGUCGCUGAGAUGAAUGGAAACAGAAGCUGUUGUUCUUCCGACAUCAAUCGCCAGACACCACCUCUGGUUUCACUGGAACAUAAUAAAAGCAUAAAGAAGAACAGGUUGAGUUUCAAGAAAAGGAAGACUAAUGGAUCCUCUGCUUGUUUUGUUGAUGAAGAUUUGGAAGACACUGCCUGCUCUCCUAUCAAUAGCCCCAAGAUGUGUGACAUGGAGAAUCAGUUUGGUAAGAUCAUGAAGAUGAAAGAUGCCAUGUACAUAUCAAAGGAGGACAAAGAAAGUGGACCAACAAGGGAGAGAGAUGAAUCGAGUUCCAUCAAUGGGGGAGAAAAUGAAGAAACUCAACUGAAGAAAAGGGGUCUUUGUUUAGUGCCUUUGUCAAUGGUAGUGCAAUAUGUAGGUUGAUUUUCACAUUUUAUCACAUAUCCUAUGUGUAUGUCUUUCUCUACAUCAAUGCAACCAAUAUGGUUGCUUUGCAUUAUCUCACACACACACACACACACACACACACAUAUAUACAUAUAUAUAUAUAUAUAUAUAUAUGCAUAGUAGGUGUCAUCGACACGUAUUUGCAGGAGCACUAA
Molecule: messenger RNA, 777 nt
Organism: Hibiscus syriacus
Lineage: Eukaryota; Viridiplantae; Streptophyta; Magnoliopsida; Malvales; Malvaceae
Product: vascular-related unknown protein 4-like
Exons: 3
Coding region: 74-598 (174 amino acids)
Biological process (GO): xylem development
Source: RefSeq, a predicted model, not a curated record